This is a messenger RNA of Pyrus x bretschneideri (Chinese white pear), 2524 nucleotides long. RefSeq names its product FHA domain-containing protein At4g14490. Gene Ontology annotation, molecular function: protein binding; mRNA binding. The coding region runs from base 858 to 2006 and encodes 382 amino acids. The transcript has 2 exons. NCBI's taxonomy places the organism in Eukaryota, Viridiplantae, Streptophyta, Magnoliopsida, Rosales, Rosaceae. The record is from RefSeq and is a predicted model, not a curated record.
UGGUUUGGCCUAACUAGCUUGUUGUCAUGACCAUAGAAAAUUUCUACACAUCCAGCGUCUGCUAGACCUCUUAACAAAGUCAUCAAAAUUUAACUUCCGACUGCCGUUGUCCGGUGGUUACCACAAACUUUUUUUUUUUUUUGCUUAUCUUUAGCCACACCCAUAGAACUUGAUUUGGAUGGCUCUACAAUUGAAAAGACUCAUCACUUUACUUCUUGAAACUUAAAAUUCGUUUACUAUGACUUAUGGACUCUAUUCUUCUUGAAAUUCAAAAAUCGCCAAACAUGUGUGACCCACCACCUAAUAAGGUUAUGCUACAUGUGCUAAUGAAUUUGAUUAUAAAUCUCUACUAUGCGUUAACAUUUAACAAUUAAGUUUAAAAUAAUAAAAUAAGAAUGUGGCUGUGCUUGAGUCGCAAAGAUGGAAAAUAAUAGAAAAAAAAAAAUUGAUUAGUCUGUUGCUUUCAAAUCCAACUCACAGGUUAGAAUUAAAGUAGGGUAUAACAAAUUUUGAGUUUUAUAGAGUAAAUUACGAUUUUUGAGUUUCAAGGGCAAAAUGAGAUCAAAAUUGAGUUUCAAGAGACAAAAUAAAACAAAUUUUGAGUUUCAAAAAGUGAAGUUUCGACUUUUGAAUUUGGCAAAGUAAGAUCCAAAUCGAAUUCUAGAACGUAGCUAUGAAUUUUGUUACAUUUAUAUCUAUGUUGUGAGGACAAAAAAGGAAUUUAGCUUUGGAUCAUAAAUUUGCGGAAGAGAGAGAGAAAAACCUCAAAAUAUUUGAAAGCAUUUCUGCGUGCCUGUAUUUCACUCUAAAAAGCAUUUCAAAAACUCAACUUUUCCCUCCUUUCUUCUCUGCCAAAAAUGGAGCCUUCAGCUCUCAAACUGGUAAUGGUUCAAGGUCCGCGGAAGGGCGAAACCCUAGAAUUCGUACCCGGAUCCAAGGUCCGAAUCGGCCGCGUUGUUCGGGGCAACAACCUCCCGAUCAAAGACUCCGGCAUUUCCUCCAAGCACCUCUCCAUCGAAUCUGAAUCAGGCAAAUGGGUUCUCCGAGACCUCGACUCCUCAAACGGCACUGUUUUGAAUGGGUCGGAUAUUCCCCCAAAUACGCCCGUGGAUCUCACCGACGGCGACGAAAUCAAAAUCGGUGAGUACACUUCCGUCGAGGUGAAGAUCGCCGGCUACGAAGAGACCCGGCUGAGACGGAACCCUAGGCGUGCGGCGGCCGCAGCGGAAGCUACUGCGGUGCCGGUUUCGGAGAGUCGGGGACGGAGAGGUAGGGUUGCGAAGGAGGGCGAGGAGAAAGCGGAGGUGGAGAGAGCGAAUGUUGAGGAAAUUGAGGUCGCAGGGAAACGAGGGAGGGGCCGACCGCCCAGAGCUAGGGUUUUGAAGAGUGAAGCUGCGGAGGAGAAGACUGCGGAGGAAAACUUGGCACGGCAGGUGAGUACGAGGCAAACUCGGAGCUCCAGGAUUGAGGAAUUGGGGAAGAUUCCAGAGAACUCUGGUGUAGAUAGUGAAGGAGUGAACGUUGAGCCGAAAAGGACCCAUGUCGGUGCAAGGAGGAGGAAAAAUGUACCGGAGGAGGUACCGGUGUGUGAUAAGCUUGAUGUUAAGGAGGAAGAGGCUUCGAAAGGGCUGAAUUUGGAGGAAGAGAGACAUGAAGAGGCAGAUAGAGAGUUUAAUGUUAGAGGAGAGAGUGGCGAAAAGGGUAAAUAUGGAAGUGGGAGUGGUGAAAAGGGUGAGAAAGGAAGUGGAAGUGGUGAAAUCGGUGUCAAUGGAAGUGGGAGUGGUUCGGGUGUAAAUGAGAGCUGUGACUCGGAGAAGAUGACGCUUGGGGAGUGGUUUGAUUAUUUGGAGAGGAAUUUUCCACAACAGAUCAUUGAUGAGACGGAGGAGGCAAUUGCGGAAAUGGCAGAGAAAGCUAAGCGAAUUCAGGAGUACAUUGUGCAGGAGAAGGAGAAGGCGAAAGUGCUUGUGGGCUACAAGGGGGGAGCUGGGACUUGUGUUUUCUGAUGCAUAGGUUGUUGAUCCAAGGGUCGCGAUGACUUGAUCUUGGAUGAACGAUUGAACAAUUGCUUCAAGUUUUGAGCUUGAAACAAUGCGUAGAUAGUCUUCACCUCAAAGCUGCGGCAAAGGUAAUGUUGAUGUAGGAUUUCGUUGGCUCAAGGGUCUUGACGACUUGAUCUUGAAUCGAAUGUCGUUACAAGUUUUAAGCAUGCAACAAAAGUCUUGAAGGAAUCGGUGCUUGUUGAUUCUUCAAGGGAAUGCUUUGGUUUUGGUCGAAAGAAAGGUUCGGCUUUGGUUGUGCGUUCUUUGAAGAGAGCUUCGGCAGUGUAUUAGUCUUCAAAGUUUUGGCAGAGGUUCUUCUCAAUGUGAGAAUUUCGGCCUUGGAAUAUAGAAAUUGUCGACCUUAUGCUUGUCUUGGGACCUUGUAUUUAUAGACUUCCAAAGCCAUGCCUUUGGGUGGAUUUGCCUUUGAUUUGUGUCUUGAUUUGUCCAUGAGAGAAUUUAGGCAUGUUUUGUGUCUUGUU